Messenger RNA from Trichobilharzia szidati, 270 nucleotides. The record is from the annotation of a GenBank genome assembly. NCBI's taxonomy places the organism in Eukaryota, Metazoa, Platyhelminthes, Trematoda, Strigeidida, Schistosomatidae.
AUGCUGUACAACAUCAACAGAAACUCUCUGUCCGCACAAAUCCAUCACAAUUUACAAGUCUCCAAGCUUUGCCCCGGUGGAAUAGCUGUUGCUCGCUUACCAAAUAGAACUUAUGCUACAGUAUCGCUUAGUUCUACUGGAAUGUCAGGUUCAACACCAAUUUUUGUAAACAAUACUCCUAUUCCGUCUACCUUAGCAAAUCCUGUCGAUACAUCAAAUAUUCCCCGGCGUAAUACUCCUACAUCUCGUUCAAAACAGAAAACAGAAUAG